Messenger RNA from Trypanosoma grayi, 1404 nucleotides. RefSeq names its product deoxyhypusine synthase. Gene Ontology annotation, cellular component: cytoplasm. Gene Ontology annotation, biological process: peptidyl-hypusine biosynthetic process. Gene Ontology annotation, molecular function: deoxyhypusine synthase activity. NCBI's taxonomy places the organism in Eukaryota, Euglenozoa, Kinetoplastea, Trypanosomatida, Trypanosomatidae. The transcript has a single exon. Bases 1 to 1404 code for a protein of 467 amino acids. The record is from RefSeq and is a predicted model, not a curated record.
AUGGCGGAAUUGGCACGAGAAGCCGUCCUCGUUCCAUCGUCCUCUUCGGAAAUCCCGAUUGACAGACUUCAGCCGGUCAGCGGUCCUUCCCAGAAUGACUUGCAGUCCGUUUCUACGGCUCUGCAGCAGUACGCAACAAUGGGCUAUCAGGCUUCCCAUUUUGCCCAGGCGGUUGCGAUUUGCGAGAAGAUGCUGCAGGCGCAGCCUCCAUCAAAGGCGCCACCACCCUUAGACGGAGGGUGCGCCAUACCUGUGGAUGAGGCGCUGACGCCAGAGGUGCGGGUUCAGCCGACCAUAUUUCUUGGUGUUACUGCAAAUCUGUUUGGCACUGGGUGCAGGGAAGCGAUUCGAUUCCUGUGUGCCGAGUGUGUCCCGUUGCCGGAGGGCGUGGAGCCGGCGGCCUUGCCAGAUGAGGUGGUGGCACCGGUUGUUGAUGACAUGAGCGGUAUUCCCACACCGUCCUUUGCUUCAAAAGCACUCAUUCAUGUGCUAGUUGUGAGUGGCGGUGCGAUGGAGCACGACAUUCGUCGCGCUUGCGAGCCUUACCGACUUUUGUGUGAAAACAAGGAUGGGAAGGCACCGGGGGAGAGACAGCACACGCAGCAGCAGGUUCCAUUAGAAAAAGGAACAACAGAAGCUCGGUUUGGAAAUGUCGCGUACGACUGUGACAAUGAUCAGCCACCAUCCUCGCUUUUUACAGCCGUUAUGCGCCGCCUGGUGGUUCGCCUUGUAGCGGUGCAACAGCAACGUAAAGCUUUCUCUGCUUCACAGCCAAUUCCACCAGUGUACGAGGAUAUUUGCUCCUGGACCAUUACACCCAGCAUGCUGUGGUACGUGGCCGGGCGUUGGCUACCAGAGUUGUUCACGGAGGCACUAGCUGAGGUGCGCGCGGUGCAAAAGGAAGUGGUUGCCGAUGAGGGGAUGCGGCGCGCGGAGAGUACCGUUCUCUACUGGGCGGCCAAGAACGACUUACCUGUCUUUUCCCCAUCGUUUGUGGACGGUGACAUCAUGCAGUUUAUACUCGAAGCGGGGGAAUCCGCAGCGCCGCUGCUAAAAUUGGACCUUGUGCCAGAUAUUCAUCGUAUCAACAGGCUUGCAAUGCGCAGCCGGCGGACUGGUAUUAUUGUCCUUGGAGGUGGUGUUGUGAAGCAUCACGUUUGCAAUGCGAAUCUCAUGCGCAACGGGACCGAUGGCGCGGUGUUCAUCAACAACGGGCAGGAGUUUGAUGGCAGUGACGCCGGGGCACGACCAGACGAAGCGGUGUCGUGGGGUAAAUUGCGCCUUGAUGCAGACUUCGUGAAGGUGUACGCUGAGGUUUCGCUGGUGUUCCCGCUGCUUGUCGCUAAGGUGUUUUUGCCGCGGGUGCGUUCGGCACGCGGGCUGCAGAGCCAAAGGGAUCGGUAG